CUCGGCGCGCAGGCGAUCCGCGAAUGGAACGACGACGGCGGCAAAUCAUGGGGCGAAUUGAGCUGCGCGGACAUGGCCUCUGCAGCAGCGGGCGCCCGCAUCCGCAGCAGCGGAGGCUGCUUCCGCAGCGGCGCGGGCGCCGAGCAGAGCAAGGCGCGCGGGCGCUCGCACUUUCUCGGCGCCCCAGCGCCGCGCGAGGUGGUAAAGCGG
Messenger RNA from Prorocentrum cordatum, 210 nucleotides. Lineage: Eukaryota; Dinophyceae; Prorocentrales; Prorocentraceae. The record is from the annotation of a GenBank genome assembly.